Sebastes umbrosus (honeycomb rockfish) is the source of this 4947-nucleotide messenger RNA. It is a transcript of the gene larp4ab, whose product is annotated as La ribonucleoprotein 4Ab. Gene Ontology annotation, molecular function: mRNA 3'-UTR binding. The record is from RefSeq and is a predicted model, not a curated record. Bases 469 to 2706 code for a protein of 745 amino acids. NCBI's taxonomy places the organism in Eukaryota, Metazoa, Chordata, Actinopteri, Perciformes, Sebastidae. The transcript has 15 exons. Gene Ontology annotation, biological process: positive regulation of translation. Gene Ontology annotation, cellular component: cytoplasmic stress granule; cytosol.
CGGUAGCCGUGGCUCUGUCCUCUCUCCUAGGGGUCACACGCAGGCGUUGCUACGCUGCGGUGUGUUAGCAUAGCAUAGUUACCGGGCGGUAGAGAGCAGCAGCCUGUUGUUUAGACGUUACGGUGCAGACAGACAGACAGAGGACGCAGCUGCUGUCACAUGCUGGAUGAAGCUGAACCUGCGGGGAUGAGGAACUGAGCUUUAAGUCGUCAAAUGGGAAACGCUUCUUAAGAAACAGUGAAAACAGCUGUUAGUGUUAUAAAUUAGAAGAAGUUGAGGUCCACGCGGACGCAACCGUUGGAGCUGGAGCACGUUCGAAUAUCGUUACCUGGGAGACCGUAGUUACGACGACGGAUACACUCUAAUAAAUACCAACAUAUCUAGAAUAAAGCCUCCACGAAGAAUAAAGAAGUUAAAUUAAAACAACGACACUAAGAAGAAGAAGACGAGGACUGAAGCAGCAGCAGCAUGGUUACCACAAACGGAGCAGGUUUGAACCCCAAUGCUAAAGUGUGGCAGGAGAUCCCUGCCCACCAGAUUGACGUCCCAGAGGGGACUGAGGAUUCUCCUUGCCCGCUGACCUGCCCUCCUCUCGCUGAGAUGACCGACGGUUACGCAGACGUUCCCUCUUCUGGGGGAAAAGGAUACGAUGCUGAAUACCCUGACAGCACUGCUGACUGCGCAUCUGUACCGACAGAGGGCCUUGUGAAUGGCACUGACCACCCUGACUUGGGGUAUUUAGUCUUUGACCCACCGUGCGAAUCAGCCAUAGAUGGUGAUGCUGCUAAGGAACAACCGAUGUCUGAGGAGAGCCUGAGAGAGUCUUUGAAGAAACAGCUCGAGUUCUGCUUUUCUAGAGAGAACCUGUCUAAGGACCUGUACCUGAUAUCCCAGAUGGACAGUGAUCAGUUUGUUCCCAUCUGGACCAUUGCUUGCAUGGAGGACAUCAAAGCCCUUACCACUGACAUGGACCUCAUUCUGGAUGUAUUGCGAGGCUCUCCCAUGGUGCAAGUUGAUGAAACCGGAGAGAAGGUUCGGCCAAACCACAGUCGCUGCAUCAUUAUUCUGAGAGAGGUGCCAGAGACUACACCAGUUGAGGAAGUGGAGGCUCUUUUUAAGAGUGAAAACUGUCCAAAAGUGUUAAGUGUUGAGAUUGCACACAACAGCAACUGGUACAUAACAUUGCAGUCAGAUAUGGAUGCACAACAGGCUUACAGAUACCUAAGAGAGGAAGUGAAAACUUUCCAGGGAAAACCAAUCAUGGCCCGCAUUAAGGCCAUUAACACGUUCUUUGGUAAGAACGGCUUCCGCAGUGUGGACUCAGGUGUGUACAAUCAGCAUGCCCAACCACAGGCUCAGUAUGGCUCCCCGGUCUACAUGCAGCAGGCGUACAGCCCUCAGCAGCAGUACCCUGUAUACCCCGUGGUGUCUCCCUCCUGGAACCCUUCCGUCAUGCCUUACUUUGAAACACCACUGGCACCUUUCCCACACAGCGGAUUCAUGAAUGGUUACAGCAGUCCUGGGAACUACGAAGCAAACUCAAGCUCCAUCAGCACCCAUCAACCUAUGAGCGGGAACCGAAACCAUGUUAAGGGUCACCCUAGGCCUGGAGACGUGCCCCCUUCUUCUUCAAUGGCCCCGGGGACCCUGAUGGACAGCCUGACUGGUCGCUUGAGUCCACGGCCCCUCCAGACAUCAGGGACGCCGACUGGCACCACUUCAGCGACAACCCCUCUACUCUCCUUCAGCCUUAAAGACACUUCUCCACAGGCUACCAUACCCAGUGGAUAUCUGAGCGGGGCUGCACGUGGCAGGAGAGGUAGCAGCAGAGGCAUGAGGAGGAAAAGAGAAGACGAACAUAACAUGAGGCCCGUUCCUGUGAUGGAGGUGCCUCCUCCACCAAAGUUUGACCUGGCAGCUUCCAAUUUCCCUCCUUUGCCGGGAUCUGUGGUCAGCACGCGGGGAGAAACUAUGCCAGAGAUGCGCCUUUCUGAUGUUGUGCGUGGCAUAAAGGUGACCAACAAGCCUACGAGCCAAGACGUUAACAAGACCCGACACACAAACGUCUCUGAAGAUGCUUUAAAAAAGCCAGAUUCUGUGACCCCAGUUGCUAAGCUUGCUCCUGUGACGCCGCUCACAGUGGUACCACCAAGUGUUUCUCCUCCAGUGAAAGAAGAGGAUAAGGCUGAACCUCCUACUCCAAAGGAAGAAAUCCCCUUGCAGGCUGCCUCCCCAACAGCCUCUGAAGCGGCUCCCACCACCUGCAACCAGUCUGUCUCCACAGAAGCACCUUCUCCAUCUCCCCAAACUCCAACAUCUCCAACAUCGGACCUGGGGGAAAGAAAGCUCAGCUAUGCAGAGGUGUGCCAGAGGAUGGCCAAGGAGCCGCCACCAGCACAGACGCCCUCUCCCUCCUCUCCCGCCUGCUCAGCCAGCCAACCCCUGCAAGAGCUCAAGGUCAACAGGGUUGAGGAGCCUCGGCCCAACUCCAGGCGCACUACAGACAAAGCAGACAAACCCAGAGACGGCCGCCCUCCUCGUCAACCGUUACGCUCCUUCAGAGGAGCGAACGGCCAAGUCCGAUCCGCAGGGCUGAAGGCUCGGGACCAUCAGAGAGGCCUGAAUACUGGCAAACCGUUUUCCCCACACCGGGGAGCCAGACACAGUGGCAAAGAACAAAACAUUCCCCCACGGUCACCAAAAUAACUGAAGAAAAAGGAACCUAUAAAUCAUGAACUAAAACAGAAAUUUAUAUAUAUGUAAAUAGACAGAAUAUAUUUCAUUUGGCAUACUUUUUCAAAGAAUCCAAAUAUUGUUGCAGACCUGAAAUUAUUUAGAAAGACUGUAAAUAGAUAUCCCUUUUUUGGAUAAUACAUAUAAUCUGCUGACUUGAAAAAACAUACUUUGCUUAAAGUAAUAUUAACAUGAUGUUCCCAAAAGAUGCCUCCAUAAAUGGGCUGAAUCUGUAGUGUGUGUGUGUGUGUGUGUGUGUGUGUGUGUGUUUAAGAGGGAGAAAGAGGGAUCUUGUUACUUUUAAAUAUAAGGUAUUCUAACAUUUAGUAAGCGCUGUCAACCUCCAAAAUGACGAAUGAGGCACAUUUGAUUUCUCUCUGAGCGGUUAUUGUUGGCAGGUGAUUCAUCUUGAGCUUUUUUAUCUAAUUUGUUUUGCAUUGAAAUCAAGGAUAUAUGAUUAUAUACUGUAUGAAAUGGAAGAUGUUGAAUCCCCGGCAGAAUAAUAGAAACAGUGGGGUGUGUGAUUAACUACAGGUUUGAACUUUGAGUAGCAAUGUUUUGAAGAAUUUAAAUUAUUUAUGUAGAAAUUAUUUCCAAAUGAUGCUAGCGAAUAUGACAUGGAUUUCAGACCAUUGAGUCGUGUAAUGUUUAUAAUCCUUCAAUGUUUUCGCAGUAGUUGUCUUUGUGAUGCAGAAUUACAUCAGUACUACUAACAUUUGAAAUGAGCCCUGUAUUCUUACUAGAGUAGAUCUGCUUAUUUUGUCGUUGUGGCAGGAUUUAAUCAGUGAUUUAACUCCUGUGCAAAUAUGUAUGUCUUGUAAAAAUUGUAGAGCAUGAAAACUCAUAGUUUUCAGCCAAAUAACCUACUGUUGCUGAGGGUUGUUAGACGUGAGCAGGAGCAGAAAGACUGUCUCUGUGUUUUAUCAGAUGUCCUUAAUGCUGGUGUGUGUCUCUCACAGCAAGAUUACUGGGUUUGAUGGCUAACUUUUAUUUCAGGCCUGGCUGGUUCUGUCUUUUCAGUUUCAGGAAAGGUUUUUAGAGUAGGAUGGUAGAUCUUGAAGAAUAAGGUGUCCUUAACUGGUGACUAGCAUGUGAAUUAUUAAAACAUAUUGGAUGAUGUGAGGAACCUCAGGAAGAGAAAUCGGAUUUUCUUCCACAAUAGAAUUUUGUGGCCUCUUGCUGAUUUAACGUAGCGAUUUGAUGGUUGAUGCCUUGGCCAGUGUCUAGACUUGAUUCUGUUACAUUGCCUGCGUCAUCAGUUUUGAUUGGAUGCAUUAGGGCUUCAGACGAAUGUAGUCCUUUUGGCAUAAAACCAAGCUUGAUUUUGGUAAAUGUCUAUAUGUAGUACAUUUCCUUAAGCGUGUGUAUAUACAGAUUUCUUUUUGAUCCAGGUUCUUAAUGUACUUGUUUAUCCUGCUGUAGACGAGUUUCCUUUUCUGUAAUUGUGUUUUUCUUCUCAUGUUAUUCAAUGUUUGUGUAAUAUUAGUAAAUUGGUGUGUAGACUGAUCUGAGAAAAGCUACUUGGUUAUUGACAACUGAACUGGAUACUGAUCAGCCACUCAUGGCUCAACAAUGAGCAGAACAAGCCUGUACCUGUGGUGGUAUGAAUUAGUGAAAUGCACUAUCCUUUUAUCACAAGACUUGAGUGCAGUGUACAGUAUUUUGUCUUGUUAUCAGUAGUAGUUCAGUUGUCUCCUGUGUAUUCUGUAUAUCAUGUCUGUGUACGUGUGUGUGUGUGAGAGAGAGAGAGAGAGAUAUAGCUUCUGCUUCAGACUACAUGGAACUAUUAUCUUAAACCAAACAUCCAGUGCCUUAAGAGUGUUUCAUUUCAGUAUAAAGAGUGCAAGAGUUGUGAGCACAUCAAUUUGUCACACUGAACGAGGCUGUUUAGUUGGUCGUCAAAAUCCAACAUUAUCCGUUUAUGACACUCGGAGACACUAGAUCCUACUCGAUGUUAAUCUCGGUGUAUUUUAGGUUUAGCUGCAGGGCUGGUUGGAAUGGAGUUUAGUGUGUGUGUGCAUGCUUGUUUGUCCAUUACGUGUCUGAUCCAGUUUAUUUUGUUAUCUUGUCAAUACAAUUUCAGUCUUAUAACAGAACUCUGCUUAUAACUCACAAUCAAACAUUGCAAUUUUCAGCCAAGUACACACUGGUUUAUUAAGUGAUUGUUAUUGUUGAGCCUGAGGUAUGGAAAUAAAGAUUUAUUUUUAAACAGUG